Molecule: messenger RNA, 2713 nt
Organism: Sitodiplosis mosellana (orange wheat blossom midge)
Lineage: Eukaryota; Metazoa; Arthropoda; Insecta; Diptera; Cecidomyiidae
Gene: tau
Product: alpha-protein kinase 1
Exons: 7
Coding region: 359-2002 (547 amino acids)
Biological process (GO): microtubule cytoskeleton organization; neuron projection development
Cellular component (GO): neuron projection
Molecular function (GO): microtubule binding
Source: RefSeq, a predicted model, not a curated record
ACACGCUCAGUAUAAUGAACACACGAUAAUAAGAUUUUUUGCAAUCGACAAAUGCUGUCGUUAGAAUUUUCUUUGGCUCAUUUUGUUGGAUUACCUGUUUUUUUCAUCAAAAUUUCUUUUUACGAUUUAGGUGAAAGCUAAUUAAAGCCCACAAAAAAAAACUUAGUCAAAUAGCAUUUCUGAAAUAUAGACUAACACACACACACAUACACGACGGACUUUGGAAAACCAAAGAACCCAAGACGAAAAAAAACACGUUACGAUCUCGACAUUUGUAAGAUCGAUUACAGAUUUGCAAAGCGAUAGCACAGUGUGAUUGAACAGAUUUUGGUUUUGAAGUGCAAACAAAGUUCAAAAAAUGGAUCCAAUGCAAAUGCGAAGCAACGAGGAAUCGGUGAAGCCUCAAUUGCCGCAACAAUAUUCGUCGGUAGCCGGAUUAAAUCAAGCGAAUCGAGAUCAAGUCGCACCGAUCAAUCAAAUCACAAGACGACCUUCGGUUGUUUUAACAGAGUUGCCAAUCGGCCAUCAGUCUAUUCAGCGCACAGACAGUCGAAUCGGUAUCGCUCCACAAGCUCCUUUACAAUCGAGUCAACAGCAGAUUCCGAUUCAGAGACCCAUUCAGCAGCAACAGCAGCAGCAGCAGCCGAGCGCUCAACCUCAAUUUCAACCAAGGCAAAUUUUGCAACAGCCACCACCGCAACAACAACAACAGCAGCAGCAACAGCAACAGCAGCAAUUUCAAGCUCAUCGGCCAUUGAUAAACCGUGGUCCACCUCCGGUGCAACAGCAACAAGCUCCAACUGGGCAACAACAAUAUCAACCAAUUAACAGGGCUCCGGUGCCACAACAAGCACAAAUACCACAACAGCGCCCACCGCAAUUGAUUCGGGCGCAAAUUCCAGCUCAAGUGCAAAACCUAAGUUCGAACCAACCGGUGAAUCUAGGUAGCUAUCAGCCUGUGCAAAAUCGACCAACGCAACCGGCACCACAGCAGCAAUACUCGCAAAAUCUAUCGUCUGACGGUCCAGUUCGUUUGAACCAACCGAAUCAGCAAUAUCGACCACAGAUCCAAACGCAACCAAGACCCAUCAAUCCAGCUUACAAUCUAAAUUUACAAAAGCUACCGACUCAUUUGGAGGAACGCACCAAAAUGGCUACGGAAACGGCUAAUCCAAGCCAACCGAGCUACUUAAUUUCCAAUUCCGAUGACGUUGAUGAUGUCAUCGUUCGGCCUAUUGGCAACAUGAAAAUCGAUCAACAAGGCGGCAAACCCGAUUAUGAUCUCAAACAAAAUCAGCCAUUGGUGAGAUCAAUUCCGGAUACGCAAAAUCCACGAAAUGCAUCAAGUGUCUUACAGAAUUCGCAUACUGAGUCAAAUGCACCAAGAGCAACAGGUUUGCCACAACCAACUAAACCGGCUGUCGCCAAGAGAUCGCCGACCGAAGAUCAAAAGCAAAACGGAACCAACGGCAAAGCGGAUGAAUCAAGUGUUCGAGCAGCUAGUCGAGCAUCUUCGCAUAAAAGCCAGGAGGACAUCACCCGAAGCUCAUCACGAUCCCGAAUGAAGUUACUGGAGAAACCUGCUGAACCACCGAAGAAAGUACCGAUGAAUAAGAUCAGAGUUGGCAACGCACCACCACCGAAAUUACGGGAAGUAAAAUCGAAGAUUGGAUCUCUUCAAAAUACAACACAUAAACCAGGAGGCGGUAACGUAAAAAUAGAAUCGAAAAAAUUAGAAUUCAAUGUUCAAUCUCGCAUUGCAGCUAAGAAUGAUGCUUAUGCACCGAAAGGAGGUGAUAAAAAGAUUAUAAGUACUAAAUUGCAAUGGAACGCUAAAUCUAAAAUUGGUUCUCUUGAAAAUAAAGAUCACAAACCGGGCGGUGGUGACAAAAAGAUAAUGAACUUUAAGACCGACUAUGGAAAUGCAAAGCCAAAGGUUGGUUCUAAAGAAAGCGAUAUUAAUGCUGAAAAGCAAUCAUCCGAAGCAAGCGCAAAUGAGUAGAGUGUGUUUAACAGCACUGUUGUAAUUGCGUUUGGAAACGGAACGUUUUAUUCUUUCUUUUUUUUACGUAAAAAUUGAUUUUUGAACAAAAAAAAACAAGAACAGCAACAACAACAAACAAACAAAAAAAAAAGACAAAAGAUUUAGAAAAAAAAAAUCAUUAUUGAAAAUGAAACAAAACAACAAACAAAACCUACAAAAAAAAUUAACUUAAAAAACCUUCACGUACAUACUUGAUUAUUAGAUAAGGUAGUAAAUAUAGUGCGCGCGUAGAUUUUCUAUGCACUCAACCAUAAUUUUUUUUUUGAGUUUUAAUUUUUGAGAUAUGAUCGUUUUUACUUUGAGUUAUAUUAUUAUUAUAUCUUUAUUCUCUUUUUUUUUGCUAUGUAAUGGCAUAUUUGCUCUUUUUACACAUAUAUUGCGUCUCAUUAUUACGCAUUUCAUGGAAUGAUAUAUAAUAUCCAAUCCAAGUAAUGAUAAUAUUCUAAUAUUAUUGAAAUCAAGUAAAACAAAUCGUAAAUGGCAACCGUAUUAAUUGUGUACUAAUUUUAUUAUGAAGAAAAAUCAACAACUACAAACAAAAAACAUCCAAUCAAAUGAAUAUUUAAUAAAAACUGAUGUCAAUAAAAACAACAACAAUUCAUGCACUUUUUCAAGUCAUUGUUCUAGCCAGUUUCUAUUUCAUUAUAAAUGAAAAUGCAGAUAACAAAA